AUGGCUGCUUCGAAUCGUGAGCCUAUUGCAGUUGUCGGGAUUGGCUGUCGCUUUCCAGGGGGCAUUUCCACACCAAAGGAAUUCUGGGAAACCUUGCAGAAUGGCCUAGAGGUGGUGGGUGAUAUCCCUAAGGAUCGUUUUGAUCUCAACUCGUUCUACGACAAAGAUCCCCAAAAAUAUGGGACAAUCCGGAGCCGCAAGGGUGGUUUCGUCGACGAUGUCAAGUCAUUUGAUGCUGAAUUUUUUGGCUACUAUCCAGCCGAGGCAUCCAGGAUUGAUCCUCAGCAGCGGCUCGUUCUUGAAGCAAGUGUUCAUGCUCUCCAGGACUCUGGCACUCUUGUUGAGAACAUGGCUGGCUCACGGACGAGUGUUUUCAUGGGCACCUUCAUGUAUGACCACAUGACCAUGCAGAUGACCACCGAACAACGAGAUAGCACCAGCGCGCAUGCAGCCAUGGGAUCCAUGGUAUGGGCAACAGCAAACCGAGUAUCCCAUCGAUUGAACCUGCAGGGCCCAAGUGUCACGCUAGAUACUGCCUGCUCUAGUAGCUUGACGGCGCUGCAUCUUGCCUGCCAAAGCAUCUGGACAGGAGAAAGCGAGGGGGCUCUAGCUGGCGGGGUUAAUGUUAUUCUUCGACCCGAGUCGUCAAUACUGUUAUCCAAGGCUGGAUUCUUGUCUCCAGAUGGAUCGUGCAAACCGUUCGAUGCAUCGGCAAAUGGUUAUGUUCGCAGCGAAGGUGUAGGAGUUGUUUACCUGAAACCUCUCAGCAAAGCAGUUCAAGACAAUGAUAGAAUUUAUGCGUCCAUUCGCGGUUCGCUCGUGAAUCAAGACGGAUACACCGCAGAUGGGUUCACUGUUCCGAGCUUGGACGCACAGGAAAAGCUGUUAGAGACGGUCUACAAGCAGUCAGGAGUAGACCCGACAAAGAUUCGGUAUGUUGAAGCUCACGGGCCAGGCACUGUCGUUGGUGAUCCCAUCGAAGCAAGGGCCCUGGGGGAGCAACUUGGACAGGGACGCUCCGAGGAUGACGAUGCACUAUGGAUAGGAUCGGUGAAAGGAAAUUUUGGCCACCUUGAGGGUGCUGCUGAAAUUAUUGGCUUUAUCAAAGCCUCUCUCGUCACUUUCUAUGGCGAGAUCCCCCCGCAGAUCAAUCACAAAAACCCGAACCCUUCGAUCGACUUCAAGGCCCUACGCCUUGCAAUACCAACCGAGAGAACCCUAUUGCCCCGUGACCACGAUCAGAAGAUGUUGGUCGGUGUUAACUCCUUUGGAGCUGGAGGUGCCAAUGCGCAUAUCAUACUGGAGGAGGCGCCAAAUGAUACUAGCACGUGUAUUAAGACACCUUCUCGUGGAGGGCGCGUUUUCAGCCUAUCUGCAAAGUCGCAGGCUGCUUUGGCGCAGGCUGCCAGAGAUCUGGCUUCUUAUCUGCGCUUACACAAGCCUUCGCUUGAGGAUGUUGCGCUCCGAGCAGGCAUCCAAGAAAUCUUAGUGCUACAAAAACUGCCAGGUGCACCAUCCCCUAAGGUUGCCUUUGUGUUCUCUGGCCAAGGUGGCCAGUGGCUUGGGAUGGGUAUGCGUCUUGCAUAUCAAGAACCUAUUUUCCGAGACCAUCUGGCUGCCUUCGAUGGAAUAUUUACCCCUCUCGCACACUUUUCGAUUAUUGCAGAGAUCUUUGGGUACCCUGUCGACGAUUCGAAGAUGACGCAAACCACCAUAGCCCAGCCAGCGAUAGCGGCAAUUCAGAUCGCACUGGCAAGAACACUGAUUUCCUAUGGUGUCAAACCGGAUAGUUGUGUGGGACAUUCCAUCGGGGAGAUUGCUGCUGCCCAUAUAUCUGGUGCCCUGAGCCUGGAAGAAGCCGUCAGAGUAAUAUACCAUCGGUCCCAGAUUCAGAGCAAGGCUGCCGGCGCUGGGUCAAUGUUAGCCGUGGGAGCAUCAGCCACAGAAGCCGAGAAUAUCAUCAAACUCGUUCAGGUUGUUGGCAAAGUGGAGAUGGCAGCUUUUAACGGUCCCAAAAUGACUACUCUCACCGGGGCUGUGACCGAACUCGAGCUCGUCGCCAGAGAGCUGGAGAAGCGUGGCAUGUUCGCUCGGUUCAUCAAGGUAGACACUCCAUAUCACAGUCACUUUAUGGAUCCCCUGGAAGACGAACUUCUCGGGGCCUUGUCCUCCAUUCAGGGGAAACAGACUGAACUAAGUCUGUAUUCCACUGUUACCACGGCCAUUGAGCCGGGGACGCAUCUGACCGGGACAUAUUGGUUCAACAACAUACGCAAGCCGGUCAGAUAUGUUGAGACUGUUGAGCAUAUGAUUGAAGAUGGCAUGAACUUUCUGGUCGAGAUAGGGCCGCACCCCGUUCUAAUAUCUGGAACCCGAGAAAUUGCAGAGGCUGCUAAGAGCCCAGUGCAUUUGCUUCCAGCCAUGAUUCGCGGUAGCGAUGUUGAACCUAUCUCCCGUGUCAUAGGUGCCGCACAUGCUGUCGGUAUUCCCGUCGACAUUUUAUCGUUUAACGGUGGAGGGGGUCACUUUAUUGAUCUGCCCCUAUAUCCUUUCCAAAGGCAGCAUCACUGGUUCGAGAAUCCGGAAGCUCAACAGAACCGCCUUGCAGAGUCUCGUCAUCCGUUCCUUGUAGCCUCAACAAGCCUGACCGAUAAUGAACGUGGUAUCAUACGACUCAGGUUAAGCACCGGCGUGUCACCAUUUCUCAGUGAUCAUGUGGUUGACGGGGCAAUUGUAUUCCCGAUGACGGGACAUAUCGAAGCGACAUAUCUAGCCGCAAGCAAAUAUAUGAAACAUCAGACGGUCUGGUUAGAAGAUCUCCGAUUUGAACACCCUGUUGUUCUGGCCCCAGCGGAAGAUUUCGCCCCUCAAGUCAUGCUUGAGAUUGUCGGUGCCGCCAACGAUUUUGUUCUUAGCUCUCGACAGGCAGGUGCAGCCCCCGAGGACGGCUGGCAAGUCUGUUCCAGAGGUCGGAUAAAUGCACACGAUGAGCCUCCCGGCGAAGCCACUGAGGAUCUUGAUGGCAUAAAGGCUCGUCUACAGUCAGGGCAAGAGGUAGACGUGGACGGAUUCUACCAGAAACUCGAGGAGGCAGGCCUUCGGUACGGCAGAUCAUUCAGAUGCGUCCAAAAGAUGUGGUAUUCUGGAAUUGAGGUUUUCUCUGCGGUGGAACUCCCCGCUUCGUUGAAUGAGGAGGCGACACAGUUCAACUUUCAUCCCGCGCUUUUGGAUGCCGCUGUCCACACAUUGUACGCUCAUCAGCAUUAUGUCGGCGACCCUACCCAGGUGUAUCUACCCAGCCACGUGGAGGCAGUGCACAUUGUGAAUGACAGUCCUAUCACAGCUGCCUUUGCACAUGUCCAGGUGUAUCGCCACGACCAUACGUUCCUCGCGUGCAAUGUGUUGGUAUAUGGAGAUAGAGGUCAGCUCAUUGCCAGGCUGAACGGCUUAACGACAAAACGUCUCCAGGGCAAAUCUCUAUCUCAGCCCACAGAACACCAAGUACGUUUCCAGCUGGAGGUCGAAGAGCAGGCAAAUAGGACAGACGCGAAUCUUCGGAAUGUUUUGAUCCUUCACCCAUCAGAUUAUCAGUGGGAUUGGCUGCCAAAUACGGUUCAGAGGUCAUUCCCACAUUCAGCAAUUCACGAAGAGAAGAUAGAUUCAUUUGGAGCUUCGUGGGAAGCUGCUAAAUGGGGUUUCAAUUUGGACCGUCGGACACUUCUCAUAAUACCAGCAUUGUUAUCGGAGACACCAGAAUCGAAUAUUUACAACAAGUUAGAUGCUGUGAUAAAGACUUUCGCGCGUGUUGCAUCUUGGAUUCAUGCUCAGAAUGGCACUUGCAUGGUGGUUGUGCUCACCGAGGGGGCUUGUAUGACCCCGGCCGAUACACAAUGCAAUCCCCUGGCCUCAUCCCUUGAAGCGGCUACACGUGUUCUGGCAAACGAGCUGCCACAUUCUCUAAUUCGUGUCGUUGAUCUCGCAACUAACACGGCUGGCGACCAAACUACUCUACUCGAGGCAGAGCUGCAAACCAUUCGAAUUGGCCGCCAUGAGACAGUGGUGGCCCUACGAUCAGAAGGCCAGUAUGUCAGAAGAAUAGUGGUUGUGGACAUUGAAGAGGAAGAAAAGCAGAACCAAAUCUCUCUUCCUGCAAGAGGAGGAAAAUAUCACGCGGAGCGCAACACCAACGGUUCUUUGGAUGGUGUCAUUCUGAGACAGCAUUCUCUCCCAAAUCUAGGUCCAGAUGAAGUGGGAAUUGAAGUCCACGCUGCAGGCCUGAACUUCAAGGAUGUCAUGAAUUCAAUGGGCCUUCUAAGCGAUAGAGUGACCUCGGUUGGUCUAACAGGUCAAACCCUGGGUUCUGAGGUGGCCGGACGAGUCACAGACAUCGGAGAGAAUGUGACGGACAUUGAUUACGGCACUCCAGUUAUGGCCCGGGUUUCGAACGGCAUCGCAGGUUACGCCGUUUCCAAUCGUGAUCUUGUCAUGCCUAUCCCCUCGUCUCUUUCUAUCACCCAGGCAGCUUGUGUGCCAACUACUUUCACCGCGGCGUAUUAUGCCCUUGUGCAUCUCGGGCGGCUCGCGCCGGGUGAAACUGUUCUAGUGCAUUCAGGAGCUGGUGGAGUUGGAUCAGCAGCAAUUCAAAUUGCGAAACUGAUUGGCGCCCGUGUGUACGCAACAGCCGGAAGCCCGGCCCGUCGAGCUUGGGUGACCAGUGUGGGAGUUGAAGCAGCCUUCGACUCCCGAUCCUUGACAUUACAUGAUGAGGUCAUGCAGGCCACCAAUGGUCAGGGCGUCGACGUCGUGCUUAAUUGCCUGACCGGGGCCAUGUUCAUGCAAUCUAUGGCAUGCCUUGCUCCGUUUGGGCGAUUUUUAGAAAUCGGAACUACAGACAUCUAUCGGAACAUGAGGCUUUACCAAGAGCAAUUUGGGCAAAACUGUUCCUUCUUCGCCAUUGAUGUCGAUAGGUUGGCAGCAGAAAAACCAGCUCUACACCGACAGAUCGUGAAUGAGAUCUGUGGGCUUUUCAAUGACGGUAAGCUGGUUCCACCGCCGAUUACCACGUAUCCGGUCACAGAGCUAUCGACGGCCCUGAAGAAACUAUCCCGGUCUGCCAUUAUUGGCAAGGUGGUGGUGGAAAUGCCAGACGAUGUUGAAAUUCAAGUAGCGCCCCCAAGCCAACUGAGGCUGGAAGAAAAUCGAAGCUAUCUCAUCACGGGCGGUACAAGUGGGUUAGGGCUUCGCUUGGCCAUAUUCCUGGUUGAACGAGGGGCAAGACAUCUAGUGCUUUUCAGCAGAUCAGGGCCAAAAUCUGCUGAAGACCACGCUAUUAUAUCUCAUUUACAACGUCGAGGGACGACGGUCAACAUUGAAAAGGGUGAUAUUACUGACGCCCAAGUGGUUGACUUCCUCUUCCAUCAGGAAAGGACUUGGCCACCAAUUGCGGGUGUCAUUCACUCCGCUGGUGUACUAGAGGCCGCGUCUGCCCAUGAUACCACGAUGGACAACUUCCGUGCUGUUUUUGGUCCCAAAGCGCUAGGUGCUUGGAAUCUACACCAAUCAUCACAAGGGGUCGACCUCGACUUCUUUGUUUUAGUAUCGUCUAUUUCCAGUAUUCUUGGGGUUGCAGGACAAAUGAGCUACGCGGCGGCAAAUCAGUUCCUCGACGGGCUUGCACAUCAUCGCCAAGCGUCCGGCCUCCCUGGAGCCUCGCUUAACCUUGGGGUUCUGGGGGAUUAUGCAGGAAUGUCUCGCCAGUCCUCUCAUAAUGACCGAGUACUUCAGUUGGCCGAGUCAGACGGGAUUCACGUCCUGAAUCUCCCGACUGUCUUGUCUACCUUUGAGCGCGCUGCCAUUUAUAACACUGCACAAAGCAUCGCUUCUAAGAUGGACUGGUCAAUGUUCUUCAAAUCCUAUCCCCACUUAACCCUGGACGGUGCUUAUGUCGGGUUGAACAAACAACAGACGUCAGAGGGAAGCGGUGACUCUGGUAGAUCUCUAUCUCAACUAACGGGUCCAGAGCGGACCCAGGCGAUCACGGAUAUACUGCAAGCAGGGUUGGCCAAAAUACUAGGAGUGGAUAGUAGCCGGAUAUCGCCAACAGAAAAGAUCAACAAAUAUUCUUUCGACUCCCUGACUCUCACACAAGUGCGAAGUUUGAUCCUGCGUGAAUUCCGACUUCCAUACCCUCUCAUCAGGCUUUUCGAAGGGCCUAGUCUACAGGAGAUUGCAGCGGAUCUAGACGGUAUCGCUCACGGCAACGAAUCGGCCUCACAAACCCUGAACGACACCGUGAACGACACUUCUAAGUUCAUGCCUCACGAUGGUCUAAUCACACUUUCACCGUGGUUCGUUCGGGGUAAACCCGUUAACGCCAACCGUCCGCGAGUACUAUGCUUCCACUCCAUGGGAAUCGGCGCAACUCUCUUCCUUCCUUUCUUAAUAGACCCUCCAGCCGGGUUAGAUCCCAUUGCAGUACAGCUUCCAGGCCGAGAGACCCGCGCAGACGAACCCGUCGUAACGAACAUAUCUCAAAUCGUGACCGGCAUCCUAGACGAGAUGGAAGAUGUGAUCGGGAGACCGCACAUUAUUUGGGGUCAUUCGUUUGGAGGAAUCAUUGCAUUUGAAGUUCUCCGUGGUCUCCGACGACGUGGGAAGCCACUACCACGCCUUCUCAUCACGGGUACGAUCGCACCGCAUAUGGUGAGGAUCUGGCAGAAGCGAGAUAUCAUGAUGGAGACUCUAAGGGAGGAUUCCACGCCCGAUUAUUUGCUAGCUGUGGCACGAUAUAUUGACAACGCGGAUCUUGUGCGCUCGAUUUUGCCUCUGAUGAAGCUGGAUGCGCCUUUGUUGCUCAAUUACCAGUUCCACGAAGAGGAGCCGUUGGAUAUACCCAUCACGGCCUUUGCGGCUCGUCAGGAUGAUAUUGUUUACCCGGAGGAGGCAGCUGGGUGGAGUAUGCAGACGAAGGAAUUCCGUCUCAUAGAAGUGGAUGGUGAUCACUGGUUCUUGUAUCGAAAUCGCGAGAUACUCCGGGAGACGCUGGAGGGUAUGGCGAGCGAGGCUGUUAUGGAUGACGACUGA
Penicillium griseofulvum is the source of this 7083-nucleotide messenger RNA. Its product is annotated as Acyl transferase/acyl hydrolase/lysophospholipase. The transcript is spliced from 2 exons. NCBI's taxonomy places the organism in Eukaryota, Fungi, Ascomycota, Eurotiomycetes, Eurotiales, Aspergillaceae. The record is from RefSeq and is a predicted model, not a curated record. Gene Ontology annotation, cellular component: plasma membrane; cytoplasm. Gene Ontology annotation, biological process: fatty acid biosynthetic process; DIM/DIP cell wall layer assembly. Bases 1 to 7083 code for a protein of 2360 amino acids. Gene Ontology annotation, molecular function: zinc ion binding; fatty acid synthase activity; oxidoreductase activity.